AUGCGUAUAACAGAGGAAGAACAGUCGGCUUCAUAUUCUAUUCAUAACAGAGAUAACAAAAUCAUACUCAAGGAUUCCAAUACCACGCUGCCCUCCUCCACUGCAGUGACUAGGGAGAUCAUUGGGGGACAUGAGGCUGAGCCCCACUCCAGGCCCUACAUGGCAUAUCUGGAGGCAUUUGAUGAGAAUCCACCAAAAGUGCAAACGUGUGGUGGGUUCCUGAUACGAGAGGAUGUGGUGAUGACGGCUGCUCACUGUCAUGGCAGCACUAUUGAGGUGACCCUGGGAGCCCACAACAUCCAAAAGCAGGAGAAAAGCAAAUGUAAGAUCCCCGUGAGCAGAGCCAUCCUACACCCGAACUUUGAUUCUAGGAUCUACACCAACGACAUCAUGUUGCUGAAGGUAAGGAAAAAUGCUAAUUUGACUAAAGAAGUGGGACUCCUCAGCCUGCCAGACUCCCAAGUCCAACUGAAGCCAGGCCAGGUGUGCAGCGUGGCUGGCUGGGGGCUGCUGAGUCCACGAUCAGACAUGGCAGACACACUUCAAGAGGUGCAGCUGACCUUACAAAUGGACCAAGAAUGCAAAUUCCAUUUUCCACGUAACUAUAACCCUGCCAUCCAGCUGUGCGCUGGGGACCCCAACAGGAGAAAGAGUACCUUUAAGGGAGACUCCGGGGGUCCUCUUGUCUGCAACAACUUGGCCCAGAGAAUUGUCUCCUAUGGAAUGAGCAAUGGAUCACCACCCAGGGCCUACACGAGAAUCUCCAGUUUCCUCUCCUGGAUAAGGAACACCCUGAGAAGGAUGUAA
This is a messenger RNA of Sorex fumeus (smoky shrew), 807 nucleotides long. Its product is annotated as granzyme B(G,H)-like. Gene Ontology annotation, biological process: proteolysis. Gene Ontology annotation, molecular function: serine-type endopeptidase activity. The coding region runs from base 1 to 807 and encodes 268 amino acids. Gene Ontology annotation, cellular component: intracellular membrane-bounded organelle; cytoplasm. NCBI's taxonomy places the organism in Eukaryota, Metazoa, Chordata, Mammalia, Eulipotyphla, Soricidae. The record is from RefSeq and is a predicted model, not a curated record. The transcript has 6 exons.